Molecule: messenger RNA, 231 nt
Organism: Racocetra fulgida
Lineage: Eukaryota; Fungi; Glomeromycota; Glomeromycetes; Diversisporales; Gigasporaceae
Source: the annotation of a GenBank genome assembly
AUGGACUUAGAUGAACAAUUUGACUCUAAUAAACAAUCAAAUUUGACUAAAACUUUUGAUAUUUUUGUUAAAGAUGCUAACAAAGCUACUUCAGAUAGUAGUUCUAGUGAUGAUAAUUUUGUAGCAGUUAAAGAUCCAGUGGUUUAUUCUAAAAGAGGUACUCCAAAAAAGAAAAAAAUUAAGAAAUUACACGAAUUUGCAAGCACAAAUAAGUCUAAACAAAGCUUAGAA